Molecule: messenger RNA, 854 nt
Organism: Lolium perenne
Lineage: Eukaryota; Viridiplantae; Streptophyta; Magnoliopsida; Poales; Poaceae
Source: RefSeq, a predicted model, not a curated record
AUGGGUCCCCAAAGUUCAUUGAAAUUUCAAUGGCACAAAUCAAAACACAAUUCACCGGCAAGCACUCUUAUGAGCCGGACACAUGCGACGCCCUGCUCCGGAGAUUCCAACAAAUGAGUUAUAAUGGUGUAGCCAUUUCUUGGAGGCACUACCUCGAAACAGACUUUGCGAUGCGUGCACUUGCUGGUGAAGAUUACCUGUCGUCCAGAAGCAUCCAGAACCAAUGGAUAGGGAAACAAAUCAUGUACGACGUCUCCAAGUGCAUGUUGAUCAUCACAAUGGCCAUGGUUGACAACAAGUGGGUGUCCUUCGCGUGGGACCUGAAGAGGAGACAGUUGACAAUACACGAUGCAAGCAACAAGUUGGACAAAUGGGAGUCUCAUAAAAUUGUUGCUACAAUCCUUAAUUCCGCUUUGCGCAAGUGUAUCGCGGCAUACUUCGAUGGAUGGAAUGUAGAUUUGGGCAGGUGGGCAACGGUGUACACAUCAGCUUCUUCCAGGGGAGAUGACAAAGAAAACAGCUGCCGUGAUUUUGCAACGGACGCAUUAUAUUUCUGCCAGACGUUCGACGGUGUUAAACAGGGCGGUCGGCUAACAUCGCCAAAGGAUGACUUCCCCACGCAGGCGGAUUUGCUCUUUGACGUUCUUCACCUUAAGAACAACACAGGAACACUGCCACCACAGUUUGUCCAGGAUCUAGAUGAAUGAACCUACAGGUGUCACGAAACAUGUUGCCAAAACGUCUGGCAACCAAUGGCAACACUAAUCAGUUCCCAUGUAUUGCAUGCACCUUUCUUUAUUAUGGUGAACACUACAAACUAAAGAUGUUAUGUUAAAUGGUGCAUGCAACAAAAA